This is a messenger RNA of Mycena citricolor, 2437 nucleotides long. Lineage: Eukaryota; Fungi; Basidiomycota; Agaricomycetes; Agaricales; Mycenaceae. The record is from the annotation of a GenBank genome assembly.
CUUCAUCUCGAGGGCAUUAAUUCCGCUGUCGUCCUCCCGAGCACGUCUGACGGAAUCAUAAAAUAUCGGCUGAGCCGGAUUUCCUUUGCACCGUUCCAAACUUGCGGAAGUUGCGGAAGCAAUGCCGCACUAGAAGGCAACCAGUGCCCGGCACCACAGCUCCCAGCCUCUGGAGAUGAGGGGCCCUCUUUGCUGACAAUUAUGUGCAUAAAACGGCUGACAUGCUGAUCCAAGGUGUGUCGCCUGCAUUUACUAUCACGGACCCACCGCUAGAGUGGACUCUUGUUAGUAGACCCGGAUAACGUCAUUUGCGAAGCGCAAAUCGUUCUACUUACCAACCGACUGCGAUGACGUAGGGCGGGCACGUCCGCUCCUUACAAGUUCUCGCUGGCUCCACUCGCUGUUUGCAUCAUCCCAGCUCAUCCCAGCCAUCUCUCUGCCGGCCCGGGGGGAUAAGGUUGCGAGCUGCGAGGUAUAAAGGCUCCGAAUGGGCUAUCUCCAACGUGGAUCCCCCCGCUCUGCCCGAUGAUUGCCUCCGCCCCAUCCCGUACCAGAAUCCGUGCGUCCCCCUAAAAUCCAUCCCAAUUACGCGUCUUGGCGACCAGCGACGACGAUGUGUACUGGGAGGCGUAAAAUUGAAGCUUGCUUGAUGUGAUGGGGAUCGUCAUUGGCUGCUAGCCUCGCAUAUCACGGCCGGCAGGCGUAGCAGCUGAUGCCAGGACGCCUAAUUCCCCAAUGGGGAUAUUCGUUCUCACGCGGCAGACAUCUUUUGACCUGCGUGGUCUUUCAGUUCUUUCAAGUCGACGAGUUCUUCAGCGGGCAGGCACCAGACGUUUCUCAGCACACUCCCAUCCCCACCGCUGAUCGGUGCGAGAGCACGCACACCCAUCGACACGCGAAUACUGCGCACACACAAGGCUUUGGAGCCCCAGCUGGAUCGCGCGAUCAUGAGAUACCACUCGCCGCUUUUCUCCGGACGCGACUCAGUCGCCUCAGACCAGAGCGUCGCCACGAUCGUGCCCAGCGCGCCGCCCACGCCUGCUGGCCCCCCAAAGGAGGAGGAGGAGGAGGAGGAUAGCCGCUGGUCGGAGGUCGUGCCACCGGAUUCCGCGCUGACGUUCGGUGUCGAGUGGGACGGCGGGGAUGCGGGGAUGACUAUCUCGCCAGUCGAGAUGGACGAGGCGACCUUUCGACGCGCACGAGGCAGCGCCCGCACCGCUCCAUCCGACAUCGACGGCCGCUCACAAGUGCUCACGAUCGGGACCGGGGGCUCUCUCUUUGGGCUCGGCCGAAGCGGAGACGCGGGGGAGGGGCGCGCGUCAGAGUACACCACGACCCUGCAAUUUCUGAGCGAGAACCACGGGUUCAAGUUCGCCGACUCUGCGUACUUCCCUGGGGCCCCGAACGCCGGGCGCACGUCGAGCACGCUGGACGGGCUGGACGUGUAUCUGCGCGGGUCGAUGAUGGGCAGGGCGCAUAACGGGAAUCGCUACGCCUCGUGUUUCGAGGAGCUCGACGGCACGUUUACGUUCGAUCCGCGCACGUCGUUCGCACGCGACUGGUUGCAUGACGAGAAGCGAGACAAUGUGAGCGAUGAGGGAUUCUCCGAGGGCGGGUUGUAUGAAGGUGACGACAGCCAUCUGCCAUCCCGGUUCUCGACCACUACGACAUCGACCUCCAACUACGUGAAUGUCGACUUCCCGGCCGAUAUGAUGAACGACGCGUCCUCCGCUUCCUGGUCGAAGCUCGAUGCCCCGAAUACGCCGGGUUACCAACAGAUGUUCCCCAGACAACCCACAGCCAGCGGCAGCGACCGCAGCGCUAACACCGCCCCGAGCAGGAAUCGCCUGCACAAGCACCGCGCAACCGCCCCUGCUGCGGGGCCCGCACCGCCAGUCGACGUGCUCAGCCGCUCCGGAUACAACCACGACGUGCCGUCCCCCACACCCCUCGCGCUGCCCCUCCCGCCCCCAGUCCCGUGCCGGUCGCACUCGUCCCCGGGCCCCGCGCGCGCCCGGCCGCCCACCGCCACAGCCUCGCCCGCCGUUGCCGUGUCGCCCCGCGCGAGGAAUCUGUCGAUGAAAACGCUGCCGGCGAAGCUGCGCAGCAUCGGAAGCAGCCACAAGGGGAAGAGUAAGCCCGAGCCCGCCGGGUGGGUGUGGGUCGAUGUCAGGGAAGAUCGGCUUCCCCCGGUUCCGACGCUCGAUCGGCUGUUGAUGCCAGCCUACGAGAUGUGAUUGUGAUGCGAUAGUGAACAACUGAACAUGAACAUGAAGUGAUGUGUUAAUGAACUGCUGGAGUGAUGUCUCUGUUUUUUACCCUUACACACGCUGGUUGGACGGAAGCCUCGAUGGCCUGAAUUUGUUCUCUUAGAUAUACGCUGUAUUUGUGCCUGUGAAUUUCAUUUGAAUAGAAAAAAAACGACCGUCACGUAUAA